This is a messenger RNA of Schistosoma bovis, 2355 nucleotides long. The record is from the annotation of a GenBank genome assembly. Lineage: Eukaryota; Metazoa; Platyhelminthes; Trematoda; Strigeidida; Schistosomatidae.
CAUUCUGGGAGCUAUUUAGAUUCAACAUCACAAUCAUUUUCUUCCUAUAUUCUAGUGUCAUCGUUCUAGGUUUUAGGUUUGCUGCCGAUGUACAGCUAUCUCACGUUCAAAUCAUAUGGUGUUCACUGUUCAGCCACAAUUUUACUGGAAGAAUGGUUUUGAAUUCAGUCAAACGUUACUACAUUAAUUUGCUGAAGAUUCAGGAACACGAAUAAUUUCACAUAAAAAUUAUUCAAAAAACUGGUGUUUGAAGAGUAGUAUCUCUUUUAAUUCUUCAUUUGUGAGCAAAGCCAGAAUAUAAAUUUUUAAAUGCUUAAAAAGGUAAUCAAUCAGUACAGAGUUCUUUGUACAGACAUCUAUAGUAUUCACAAUUGCUGCUUAUGAAAUAGUCAAGAUUACUUAACCCGACAUUAACUCUUGUUUUUUUAUCUUCUAGGUAGUUGUCAUUUUCCGCCGAGCUCCGUCUACUUGAAUUGGCCUUUCUCACAUAGUAAGUAAUUUUACUAGUAAACAAGAAAUGGAUGGAAUCGUCACGUAUGAAUCCUCUUCCUCUGAUGAUGAAAUUCCCAAACAAGAUACUGCUCCAACACAACUUUUAAAAAGUAGUUUGAUUAAAUCCAUCGAUGUUGCGCCAGUUGUGGAGCAUAAGGACGAGUUUCUAUCUCUUGUGCCUGUUGAUCCACAAUCUCAUGAACUUAUUCAUAAUCCUACUUAUGAAGAAUUAUUCGCACCAUCUUUCGGUCCAGUCAAUCCGUUUAAAUCUGAAAAACAAUUGGCUCCUAAAAAUACUUUAACUGGAUAUGUUGAAGAGGCUCACGUUAAUAAGUUUGCUUUUGAAAACCAGCAUAGAACUUUUAUGACUUAUGGUUACGCAGAAGAUCCUUCUGUUGAAGGAGGUGCUGAUCGACGUUUAGUUGGAGAGACAGAAAGCAUGACAGAAAAUGAAGGAAAAACUGCAUUCGAAAAGCGUCAGAAACGAAAAGGUGAUCUACGUAAACGUGAUAGUAAUUGGGAUCCAACGAGUGAAGAUUAUACUGGACCAUGGGCUAAAUAUAAAGAUGAAGUAACUGUUUCGGUUCCUUCUGAAGAGGAUCGUGUUUAUUUGGAAGCAUAUUUAGCAAAGAAAGCUAGCAAAAGAAAAGUUGUCGAAGAAGCUCCAAUUGAAGAAAAAUCUACACUGCAUAUACCAACACCAUAUGAUUAUCAGGGUAGAAGUUUCUUGCAUGCACCACAUGAUAUACCGAAUGUGAAUUUACGAGCAACUGAUCCACCAGAAAGAUGCUUUUUACCUAAAAGACAAAUUCAUGAAUGGAUUAGUGCACACGCACGUGGUGUUGCAGCAAUUCGCCUGUUCCCUCAUACUGGUCAUUUAAUGUUAUCUGCUGGAAUGGAUUCAAAGAUUAAGCUUUGGGAAUUAUAUAAAGAACGUCGAUUAAUUCGUAGUUAUAUGGGUCAUCGUCAAGCUGUUCGUGAUGUAUCAUUUAAUAGUAAUGGAACAGCAUUUUUAAGUGCAUCUUAUGAUCGUUAUGUAAAAUUAUGGGAUACAGAAAUUGGUAAAUGUACAAAUCAAUUCAAUUUAAAACGUGUUGCUUAUUGUGUACAAUUUAAUCCAGAUGAAGAUAAACAACAUUUAUUUUUAGUUGGUUGUGCUGAUAAAAAAAUAUUAUGUUAUGAUACGCGUAGUGGUGAAGUUGUCCAACAGUAUGAUCGUCAUUUAGGCGCUGUCAAUGCUGUUGCAUUUGUGGAUAAUAAUAGAAGAUUCGUUUCAACAUCCGAUGAUAAAUCGUUACGUGUAUGGGAAUGGGAUAUUCCAGUGGAUUUUAAAUAUCUUGCUGAUCCGUCUUUACAUUCAAUGCCAGCGGUUAGUGUUUCACCGAAUGGGAAAUAUUUAAUUUGUCAAUCUCUUGAUAAUCAAUUAGUUGUAUUUAAUAUAUUUGCUGGUUUUAAACGUAUGCGUAAAAAAAUCUUUCGUGGUCAUAUGGUGUCAGGUUAUGCAUGUACUGUAGAUAUGUCACCAGAUAUGCGUUAUGUAAUCUCUGGUGAUGGUGAUGGUUAUUUAUGUUUAUGGGAAUGGAAAACAACUAGAUUAUUAACAAAAUGGAAAGCACAUGAUGGUGUAUGCAUUAAUUGUGCAUGGUUACCACAUGAAACAUCGAAAGUAAUCACUGCCGGUUGGGAUGGGAAUAUACGUCUUUGGGAUUAAUUUUCUUUGCAUAUACAAGAAAAAAGAAACAGUAUAGUAUUUCACACUAUCAUUUUGUAUUUUUCUACAGAAUUAAUAUCAGAUUAUAUUACCAUUCCAAUGUGUACAUAUUUCUUUUCCUUUGAUAUAUCUGUAAUAAAUGUCUUUAACUC